AUGUUCAGUGACGUGAGUGGGAACAAUAAAAAUGAGCCUACUCAACGAGUAACUGUUUAUGGAUCACAGAGACUCAAUGUUAGCACAAACAAAAGGGUAUAUGAUAUAACUAAUGAUUACACAGAUAGUAAAGUAAAUUGGAAGUCAUCAGUUUAUGCACUAUUGUGUGGAUCUUUAAUGGUCGUUAGAUUCGUGAUCUAA
Schistosoma curassoni is the source of this 201-nucleotide messenger RNA. NCBI's taxonomy places the organism in Eukaryota, Metazoa, Platyhelminthes, Trematoda, Strigeidida, Schistosomatidae. The record is from the annotation of a GenBank genome assembly.